AUGCCCGCACAUAUUGAUUUUGCCAGCGUUGGGGCAGGUCAGAAUUUGUUUUUCGUUGAUACAGAAGACCCCAUUUAUUUGAUAUUCCACAGCGUGUGUGGUGACUUUGACUAUCAACCAUCGGUGUAUCAUCCAUCCAGAAUUUUGGACGAACAUUUUGGAGUUGGAUUGGACCACGAAGACAGCUUGCAGCCUUUGAAUUUGAAUAAUCGCUUGGUAACGAGAACCCCAGCCGGUUAUUUGAAAAACUGGCGUUCUGAACUUGCUAACCAAGACAGUCAAGACACUCUGUACAAGAAAAAAAAGAAACCUAGUCUUAAUUGGAGAGGAGAAAAUAUGGAAGAUCAAGCAAUAAAGAUAAAAAUUAAGCCAAAAAAGAAAAAGGAAGAAACAUGUUUAGAGUCUGAUUCAGAAGAAGACAAAAUACUCAGUUCACGAGACUUAUUUAAAUUUUCAAUGCCAGAAAAUCCCGAAUGUAGUGAUGUUGACAUUAAAGAUAUAUUCUUGUUAUCAAAACCCAUUAUACGGUGGUACGUAUCAAUCGAAAAGACUAAUGAUAUUGAAAAUAAUGAACUUGAAGAGCAUGGCGAACACCUUGAGAAUGGAAAUUUAGAAAAUGCAAACAUAGUAUCAAACGAAAAUACCGAUUUAGGGGAUAAAGUACCUGAAGAAAAUUACGCACACUUUGAAAAUAGGAACUUAGAUGAUAUACCUCAAGUAUCACACGAAAAGACUGACAAUGAUAAAACUGAAGAGCAUGAUACAAACGUUGACACUGGAGACCUAAAUAAUAUAUCAGGAGUAUUGAAAGAAAAGACUAACGCAGAAAAUGAUGAAGCUAAGGGACAUGAUAUUAGCUUUAAUAAUGAAAAUCUUGAUAGAUACCUAGAUAAAGAGAUAAUAAUCAACAAUAUGUCGAAUUCUGAAGAUGAACAUGUGGAUAAAGAAGAAACAACUAAUGAGAAUAAAAAGGCUAAUAAUAUAAAAGAUAAAAACGGAAAUGAAUUGAUGAAUGAAAUUGACUUGAACCUCGUUGAAACAGCUCAAAAAGAAGUAAAUUCAACAUCCGAUGAUAUCCUUAAACCCACUAUAGUGCAGGAAAUAUCACCAUCCGAAACGUUUAGGAAACACCUAAGAUAUCCACAUGCUAUAAAUAAGAGUAGUACCAAUAAAAAACUUCAAAAGAUGCCUAGUGCAAUAUCAUCGGCUAAAUGGAGAGAGUACUAUAAAAAGGCGGAAGAAAUUAAAAAUAAAAAAACAGAAGAAGUCGAGAAGAGAAAAGAACUAAGAAAAAAAGCCAAAGAAAAUAAAGAGAAUAAGAAAAAACUCAAAACAAAGACAACUGCUAGAAAAAAGCCCUCUAAACUAAUGCAAAAGCCUUUGUUACCUUAA
Ceutorhynchus assimilis (cabbage seed weevil) is the source of this 1392-nucleotide messenger RNA. The record is from the annotation of a GenBank genome assembly. Lineage: Eukaryota; Metazoa; Arthropoda; Insecta; Coleoptera; Curculionidae.